CCUGGCGCUUGUGCAAUCUGUGAUCGACUCUUCAGGUCUGUUGGUUUUCAAGAUGGCGCCGCUCGCAUCUUCCACAUGUGAAUUGUUCAGUGAGGCAGUUCGGGCUGUUUUGGAAACGUGGCCGGUGCUACAAAUCGCGGUGGAUAAUGGUUUCGGGGGCGCGCACAGUCAGCAGAAAGCGGAGUGGAUGGUGCACGCGCUGCAGCAGUACUUCAUCGAUAACGAUGAGCUGCAGCAGGACGAGGUGGAGGAGUUCAUCUCUGACCUGAUGAACAACGAGUUCGACACGCUCGUGGACGACGGCAGCUUGCCGCAGGUGGCGCAGAAGGUGUGUGAGAUGUUCCGGCAGUGUCAGCAGGACAGACUGACGGAGGUCAGAGAGCAGAUCAAGCAGCUGAUUCAGAAGAAGAGCGCUGGGAGAGCAAAGGCCACACCUGCUAAAACACCUGCUGCUGCUGCUGAUGAUGAUGAUGAUGAGAGUGAAGAAGAUGAGGCUAUGGAGUGUGAUGGAGGUGCAGAUGGAGCUCCAAUCAACGGUGCAGCAGCGAAGGAGCAACAUCCUCCUCAUCGGGCCGCGAGUCAUGAGGAAGAGGAUGAUGGCUGGACAGUUGUGCGCAGGAAGAAGUGACUGCACUUUAUGUAUUAGGACUGAUACAUUUCUUUAUUUAAGACAUUUUUAGGGCUUCUCUGUUUCUCCAGCCCUGAAUACUUCUGUAUUCACAACUAUGAUAAACUCCUGAAACCCACAGAAUGGUGCAUCUGACUAAUGUUCAAACAGAUGGAUUUCCUCACUGGACCUCUUCCAUGGGUUUCCUUUAGAAAUGCUUCGUUUGGAGCACAGUCCAAACGAAGGAAAUCAAUCUAAUCACAGACUAAGGAAAUCAAUUUGUGUAUGCUUUGUAACUGGUCUGGUCUGGACAUUUUCAUGCCAAGCCAGGACUUGGUUAAUGCCUGCACUGCUCCUUUAUCGCCCUCUAGUGUCACUAUAGUGUCACAGCAACAGUAAAAUGCAGUGCUGGAUUUUACAAUGGAGAGUAUUUGAGUUUUCAAACAUAGUGUACAGGUUUUUGCUGAGCUUCAUUGCUUCAUAGUUUUUCUCACUAUUAUUGACGAUGUUAAAACAUGCUCCAAUGUUACAUUAAGGGGAACCACAUGAAGAUUAUUUUACAAAAAAAAAAUACUCCCAUUAUGACAUCUGUGUUUGUAAGUGAUCCUUUAUUCUUCGGAGCUCAAGUCUUUAUUGAAUUCAGUCAAGUAUUCAUACAGUCUUGUGUAUGUUCACAAACAAGCAUUCCUCACAUAUUUGCAGACAAAUAUAAAAAGGUGAGGGUGUUUUUUUUUUUUUUGCAGAUGGCAUGUCAAGGCACUAUUUUAACAUAAAUAUGUGACCCUUCAACACAAAUGAUCGUACAAUGAAAACUCAGACUAUUCUCUCCAUCAUGUUCAGAGAUCAAAGCUUCUUUAAAUAAAUAUAUAAAAAAACAA
Molecule: messenger RNA, 1485 nt
Organism: Carassius auratus (goldfish)
Lineage: Eukaryota; Metazoa; Chordata; Actinopteri; Cypriniformes; Cyprinidae
Gene: tsr2
Product: TSR2 ribosome maturation factor
Exons: 5
Coding region: 53-628 (191 amino acids)
Source: RefSeq, a predicted model, not a curated record